Molecule: messenger RNA, 3329 nt
Organism: Bubalus bubalis (water buffalo)
Lineage: Eukaryota; Metazoa; Chordata; Mammalia; Artiodactyla; Bovidae
Gene: HERC5
Product: HECT and RLD domain containing E3 ubiquitin protein ligase 5
Exons: 23
Coding region: 155-3256 (1033 amino acids)
Biological process (GO): regulation of defense response to virus; ISG15-protein conjugation; ubiquitin-dependent protein catabolic process
Molecular function (GO): ubiquitin protein ligase activity; ISG15 transferase activity
Source: RefSeq, a predicted model, not a curated record
UCGGUUUGCGUUCCGCUCGCUGCGCCUCCACACCACGACGCCCGGGGGCAGUGGGCGCCUUCAGGCCCUGGCAGCCUCUUUUCCUCGCCUCAGCUCGGUCUCCUUCGAAGGUUCGGACAGCUGAGACACGGCUGAGGAGCUCGGAAAAUUGGUGAUGGAGGGGAGGCCACGGAGGAGGUCGCGGGGCGGCGCACGCCCGGUACCCGGGCGGGUCCCCGAGUCCCGACCCCCCGCGGCCCGGCCCUCCGCGACAGCGCCCGCGGUGUCUUGGGGAGCGAUGCUCUGGCUCUUCCCCAGCGCCGCCGGGCUCCGCAGCGCGCUAUCCAAGAGGCCCGAGGCCACACGCCAGAUGUGCUGCACGCGCCGGCGCCUGGCGGUGCUGGAGCGCGGCGGGGCGGGCGUCGAAGUCCACCAGCUGCCGGCGGGGAGCGACGGCGCCAGGAAGCCGAAGUGCAUUAAGUUAGGGAAAAAAAUGAAGAUACAUUCCAUGGACCAAGGAGAAGAGCACAUGCUGGUUCUAUCCUCAGAUGGAAAACCAUUUGAGUACAAGUAUAGCAUAGAACAUGCAAGGUUUCAGUGCAUUUUACAAGAAAAAAAUAUAAUUCAGAUCACAUGUGGAGAUUAUCAUUCUCUUGCACUCUCAAAAGGUGGUGAGCUUUUUGCUUGGGGACAGAACUUAGAUGGCCAGCUUGGAGUUGGAAGAAUAUUUGCCUCAACUUCUACACCGGAGAUUGUGGAGAACCUCUCAGGAGUCCCCUUGGUUCAGAUUUCUGCAGGAGAAGCCCACAGCAUGGCCUUAUCCAUGUCCGGAAAUGUUUACUCUUGGGGAAGAAAUGAUUGUGGACAGCUGGGCCUGGGCCACACCUACAAUAAAAAUUCUCCUUCCUGUAUUGAAGCACUGGAUGAUCAGAAAGUUGAAUUUAUUGCUUGUGGUGGCUGUCACACUGCGCUGCUCACAAAGAGUGGACUGGUGUUUACUUUUGGUGAUGGAAAGUACGGGCAACUUGGUCACAAUUCAACAAAGAAUGAGUUAAGACCCCGUUUGGUAACUGGGCUUUUUGGAAAUAGAGUGACCCAGAUAGCAUGUGGACGGCAGCACACACUUGCCUAUGUUUCUGAUACGGGAAAGGUCUUUUCUUUUGGUUCUGGAAAAGAAGGACAACUGGGAAAUGGUAGGACACGUAAUCAGCUGAUACCACGUCCCAUGAAAUUGCCAUCAGGUGAAGAACUCAAAUCUGAAAGCAGCACCUCAGUAAAGGAGUUAAUAAUGGUUGCUGGAGGGAAUCAAAGCAUUUUGAUUUGGAUGGAAAAAGAGAAUUCCUAUGUGAAUCUGAGGAGGAAAAUUCCUACCUUGAAUGAAGGCACUGUAAAGAGAUGGAUUGCUGAUGUGGGGACUAAACGAUGGCAAAAUACAAAAAGGGAAAUAAGAGAGAUAUUUUCAUCUCCUGCAUGUCUGACUGGAAGUUUUUUAAGGGAAAGAAUAGAUGGAGAAAUGAUAUCUAUUCAUUUGGACUUGAAUACAGCAAGCAACACCUUUAAGGAAUUAACCCAAAAGGACUGGAUUACUAACACGAUAACCUCAUGUCUCAGGGAUAAUCUGCUGAAAAAUCUUCCAUUUAAUUCUCCACACCAAGAAGCUUUAGAAGUUUUCUUCCUUCUGCCAGAAUGUCCUGUGAUGCAUGAUAGUAACAACUGGGAGAGCCUGGUGGUUCCAUUUGCAGAAGCUAUUUGUAAAAUGAAUGACCAGAUGUCAGGGGUUCUGGAGGAAUAUUGGGCAUCUCUGAAAGAAUCUGUUUUCAUCAGUCUGGUCCAGAUGUUUAAAACAGCUGUCAUUGCUCAACUGCAUUAUUGGACUGAAAGUUCUGAGAAUAACGGUCACAUUAAAGCUCUCCUAGAAGUGUUGAAAAAGCUCUAUAGGGUAAACCAGACUAAAUGUCAAGUGCCUGAAAAUAUCUUUGAAAUAAAUGAACUCGCACAGUGGCUUGAUUUUUAUGUAGAUGCAUAUAGAAGGUCCUCCUGGAAAGCGGACUCAGACGUUUUAGUAGACGUCGAGUAUCCUGUCAUAUUCAGUCAUUUUCCAUUUAUCUUUAAUAUUCUGUCGAAAAUAAAACUACUGUAUGCAGACUCACUUUUAAAAAUACAGGAGAAGAAAUUUCGAGCUUGUAUGAGGUUGGCUGGCAUUGUGGACCAAGAACAGUCUGCAUUAUCUUCACUGCCCACCUUUAAUCUGAUAGUCAGAAGGAGUCACUUGAUUGAGGAUGUUUUUAAUCAGCUAAAUCAAUUUGAAAAUGAAGAUCUGAGGAGGGAGUUAAUGGUUUCAUUUAGUGGAGAAAUUGGAUAUAAUUUUGGAGGAGUCAGGGCAGAGUUUUUCUACUGUCUCUUUCAAGAAAUGACCCGGCCAGAAUACGGAAUGUUCACAUAUCCUGAAGAGGCUUCCUACAUGUGGUUUCCUGUCAGGCCUAAAUUUGAAAAGAAGAGUUAUUUCUUCUUUGGGCUUCUAUGUGGACUUUCUCUAUUCAAUUGUAAUGUUGCCGACAUCCCUUUUCCACUGGCUCUGUUUAAGAAACUUUUGGACCAAACGCCAUCACUAGAAGACUUGAAAGAACUCAGUCCUGUUUUGGGAGAGAGUUUGCAGACACUUCUGGAUGAUGAUGGCGAUGACUUAGAAGAAGUAUUUCACAUCCAUUUUAAUGUGCAUUGGGACAAAAAUGAUGUAGACUUAAUUCCUGAUGGAAGUCACGUAAUUGUUGACCAGACUAACAAGAGAGACUAUGUUUCUAAGUAUGUCAAUUACAUCUUCAACAUCUCUGUAAAGGCAGUUUAUGAGGAGUUUCAAAGAGGAUUUUACAAAGUGUGUGACAAGGAGAUUAUUGAAUUUUUCCAUCCUGAACAACUCAAGGAUGUGAUUAUCGGAAAUACAGAUUACGACUGGGAAACAUUUGAAAAGAAUGCACAUUAUGAACAUGGAUACGACAGUUCACAUCCCACCAUAGUGAUGUUUUGGAAAGCUUUACACAAAUUGACUUUGGAGGAAAAGAAAAAAUUCCUUGUGUUUCUUACAGGAACCGACAGAAUUCAAGUAAAAGGUUUAAAGAAUAUGAAAAUAACAUUUCACUGUCCUGAAAAUCUGAAUGAAAAAGAUCCCAUAAGAGCACAGACAUGUUUCAGUGUCCUCUACCUCCCUAAAUAUUCUACAAUGGAAAGAGUAGAAGAAGCACUCCAAGCAGCCAUCAACAACAAGAGAGGAUUUGGCUGACCUACCUCAUACUCUUUACCCCUUUUGGGAAAUACUUACAGAAAUAAAAUUAACUUAAAAAUUAACAUAAAAA